This is a messenger RNA of Nicotiana attenuata, 1194 nucleotides long. RefSeq lists its product as uncharacterized. NCBI's taxonomy places the organism in Eukaryota, Viridiplantae, Streptophyta, Magnoliopsida, Solanales, Solanaceae. The record is from RefSeq and is a predicted model, not a curated record. The coding region runs from base 1 to 1194 and encodes 397 amino acids. The transcript has 4 exons.
AUGGGUUGCCUGUGCUAUGCCACAGUUACAAAAAAGAUUGACAAGUUUUCACCUAGAGCUGUAGCAGCAGUUCACAUGGGGUAUUCGGUAUCUCAAAAAGGCUAUAAGUUGUAUAAUUUUAAGGCCAAGAGAUUUCUUGUGAGUAGAGAUGUGACAUUCCAAGAGAAUAUUUUUCCUUUUCAAACAAUGAAGAGAGGUGUAGACUUGCCAUUGUUUCUGGAAAUCCAAGAUAUUCAGAUGAUUAACAGAAGGGCACCUGCACAAGUAACAACUCAUGGCACAAAUGAAGUUGAUGUAGGACAGAAUGCAAUCACCACACUUGUACCAAUGCAUGAUGAACCAGCUUAUGACACUCAGUUAGCAGUAGUUGAUGAACAUGCAUUUGUUGAACAGGUUCAGCAUGAUGAAUUGCAUGCCACUGAGCCUACUAUUCCAAUAACUCCACUAAGGAGAUCUUUAAGAGAUCUAACACCACCAACAUGGCUGAAAGACUAUAUCUAUCCCGGGAAAGGAAGCUCAUCCUCCAACUCUAUGAACCAGUGGAACCUCUAUCAGAUAGAUGUUUACAAUGCUUUCCUUCAAGGUGAUCUUGAGGAGGAAGUCUACAUGCAGCUUCCACCAGGGUUUGGUAGCCAAGGGGGAGCAAGGCUUACAGACUACACAAAUCCUUUUGAACUGAUAGCAGAAUUGGGAUUAGUAGGAUCUAAACCUGCAAUUACUCCAAUGGAGCAAAACAGGAAGUUGACAACGGUCGAAUAUGAUGCACAUUGCAGCUUGAAGGAUGAUCCAGCACUCACAGAUGUAAAAGGAUAUCAAAAGCUCAUAGGGAAGCUUCUUUAUUUGACAUUAACUAGGUCUGAUAUUGCCUAUGGUGAUAUGACUUUAAGAGCAUACUGUGAUGCAGAUUGGGCAAGGUGCCCCAAUUCAAGAAAGUCAGUAACAGGUUACUUAGUAAAGUUUGGAGAGUCUCUAGUCUCAUGGAAGUCAAAGAAGCAAAGUACAGUAGCAAGGAGUUCAGCAGAAUCAAAAUAUAGGAGUAUGGCACUAACAAUUUCUGAAUUGAUCUGGCUGCUGGGAGUUUUCAAGGAACUGGGAGUUGAAUUAUCCAUUCCAAUUCAGUUGUUCACUGAUAGUAAAGCAGCAAUACAAAUAGAGAGCAAUCCAGUGUUUCAUAAACGAACCAAACAUAUAUAG